This is a messenger RNA of Drosophila ananassae, 811 nucleotides long. RefSeq lists its product as uncharacterized. The record is from RefSeq and is a predicted model, not a curated record. The transcript has a single exon. Bases 1 to 765 code for a protein of 254 amino acids. Lineage: Eukaryota; Metazoa; Arthropoda; Insecta; Diptera; Drosophilidae.
AUGGAAAACGAAGGUUUACCCAUAAAUCAGGUUUACCGAUCCCCUUGGAGGACGAGAGACCAGCAACAGCAGCCGCAGGAGGAGAUUUUGAUCAUCGAUGAGCACCAACUGCACAGUUUCAUUUUCAAAAUUUACUCUCUUGCCAUCACACUGUGCGCGUUGUCUGCGAUUCCGUGGAUUAUCCUGUCAAGUCUCGAAUUAGAAGUUGAAGAGAAGAUCGCCGUUCCACCUUGGGUGUGGGCGGUGUUGGCCAUGAUCCUCCUGACGGUGCUCAGUUGCAUUCCGCAGACGCCCAAUACCACGCCCAUCUGCUGGGCCUUGGUGAUCCUUUGCGUGUUUUUUAUCACGUUCUUCGGUGCAUAUUAUGUUCACUAUCAAAAGGUCGUGGUCCUCGUUAGUUGCAUGUUGAUUUCUGUAAUUUUGCUGGUCCUGCUGCACUUCUACGGGGCCAAGGCUCCCGAGGUCGUGCUCCCCAACAUACUCUGCACCUGCUGUGUGGUUCUCUUUGGCAUGAUCACAAUGAUGACUCUCAUGAUCCUGAUGCUGAUCACCAGAAACGUCAUCUAUCAGCUUGCCUUGGGCAUAGUUAUCAUGAUUAUCGUGAUAAGCACAGCCCCCAUCCAGGCCAUGUACAACUGCGGCCGACUUAAUUACGUGCCCAUUAAUGAGACGGCAGGCUGCGCCAACGCAUUUUAUAUUCACUUUGUAUUCGGUACCGCCUGCAUGUUGUUAUUUGCUGAGUUCUACAAGGCAGUAAAUACAUGAAGUUACAAUAAAAUUGCCAGCCAUUUCCAAAUUUGUAUAAUAGUAA